UCUCCACUCACUUGUCGCCCUCCACUCACUUGUCGCUCUCGUCGCCCUCUCUCCUCCCCUUCGCCUCUCUUCUGCCACCACCUCAACCACUUCGCUGGCCACCACCUCACCCACCUCAUCGGCCACCACCACGACGGCCAGGAGGCCACCAUCUCUCCCCGUCGCCGCCAUCUUUCUUCCGCCUCCACUCACACCCGUCGUCCACUCGCACCUCGCUCCACUCACACCCCGCAUCCGAGAUCGAAGUUUAGAUUUUGCUCCGGCGGCGAGCUUCUUGGCGAUGGAGGCGCCGGAUCCGCGUGCGCCUGCUCUGGAUCUGGCGACGGAGGCGAUUGAUGCGACAUCUGGAGUACACAUGGGCGGCGGCCUGCUCCCCGCCGCGGCAUGGAGGGCGAGGGCACGGUGUGGCGCCGAGGGCGAGCCUGGUGGCAGCGCGGACGUCGACCGAGGAGGCGGUGUACGAGCUGCGGCAGGCCGCGCUGGUGGAGGACCUGUAGGGGCGGCGGGCGCGGGAGGCCGAGAUGGGCAGGCGCCGCGAGUGGCGGGACGAGCAGCUGCCAGCUGGAGCAGGAGGGCGACACCGAGCUCGGCUGGGGCCUCCCGUGCGAUGCCUACGACAGUUGCGGCGAGGUCUGCGCCGAGUACGCCACCUUCUACCUCGCUACUCCACUGAACUACAGUACUGAAGUACUACUUGAACUACUACAGUAUUGCUUCCAAUUACUGGAGUAGCAAGUGCAGCAGUUGUGUACUGCUCUUGUCUAGCAGUGUAGGAAUUUAGUGUUCUUCUCCUCUUGUUCAGUAGUGUAAAUGAUCAUGAUCAACAUUGAUACAUUUCUUAACUGAUUUACUCCAUAUUGUCUGCAUUGAUGCUUUCUUCAAAUUUAUGAGGAAUUAAGAUGCAUCACUAAAUUAACUGAAACAUUUUUUGUUAAUUAAGAUGCAUCAUUAAGCAACAGGAGUACUCAUUUGUACUGUAUGUGUGUACUCAUUUAGCUGGAGCACAUGAGCAGUGUACUCAGAAGUAAUCUUGCAUUUUGUUGAUCUGUUUUGUAGCCAACUUCGUAAGAAGAUGUUCAGAGACCCAUGUAGAAUGAUGUUCAUGUUACUCCUAUAGACAAAGACUGAUGUAGACAUGAAGUAGUAAUAGAGACCCACGUACUCCUUGUAUUCAUGUGUGUAGUAAGAAGCAUGUAGUGCACCUUGCCCGCUGCUCUUUUCUUUGCUUUACCUCAGGAUAACACACCAUUGUGAAUAAUACAACAGCCACUAUGAAACUGGAAGCACAUUUUCUUUUCUUGGCUAUGACUGUAAAUUGAAAGUGCCAUUGCUAACUAUCCAAAGCCAACCAUGUUUAAAGAACAAGUGCAGGCUUAACAUACAAUCAAAGCAAGCCAUAUUUGGAUGCCAGAUGUAAAAUGUGGGCUGUAGGCUGCACACUGGACUUGUUGCAGCACAUACACUUACCUCCUUUAUUUCAUUUAACUCCUGAAUUUCAAAUUCUAGUGAUUCCUCAAAUUUUGUUGUACUGUUUAACUGGAUCAAUCAUGUGCAGUUAGUUUCUGUAAUUUGAGGUGAGGAGUACCUGCCUGGAGUGUUGUGUGUGGCGAGGACCAGGCGGGGGCGCAACGAGGAUCAGGCUGGGCAGCGGGGCGGAGACCAAGCUAGGGCGGCGGCAAUGGGGCGGAGGAGGAGGUUGGGCCUGCUGCUAGCGACGGGGAUGAGCAGCUGGACGACAGGGGGAGCCUGGCGGAGGGUCCUUGAUGCGGAGCAUCCUAUGGACAUCACCAUGUCAAGAGUCCAUUUGGCAAGUGACACGUGCCACAUCUACUUCAUGCAUACAAAGGUGAAUCAUCUCCUUUACACGUGUUCACUUGUACCUUUCGAGGAUGGUAUACUACUUGACAUUCCUUUCGUGUGCAUUCAUAGGUAUUGUCGGAUCUUCAAACAUAGCGAGGACGAGUUCAUGCGGAAGAGAACAUCUACACCAUCCAAGAGGGAAGCCUGGAAGCGGAGAAGGAAGCGCCAAGAAGAAGGCAGCAGCUCCCAGGCGCCCCCCUGUGCAUGGGCCCCUUCGACCCCAUGCCCACGGGCCUCCCAGGCUGGCGGUCCUGAAGACCCCGUGCACACGGGCGUGUACCGUACCUACGGGACCCCCGUGUCCACGGGCCUCACGGACCCCGUGCGCACGGGCCCUUGCGUCCGGUCCCUGGAUACCUCGUGCGCACGGGCUCCACUUACCCCGUGCACACGGGCCCCCUGUGUGAUGCUGCGGGCUUUGCCCUUGUUUUACCAUUUCGCCCCCACCUAUUCCCCUCUUUGCCUAGGACUAUAUAUACUCGUUCAUCUCCUCCAUUUAGACUUAGCUAAGAUGAGAUCUAAACACUAGAGCUUAGCUCAUGUACCUCCCCUUGUGGGAUUCCACUCCAUUGGAGUUCAAGACCUCCAUUGGAGAAGAUCCCUAGUGGAUGAAGACCCCCUUGAGGGAAGGAUCU
Messenger RNA from Triticum aestivum (bread wheat), 2495 nucleotides. RefSeq lists its product as uncharacterized. NCBI's taxonomy places the organism in Eukaryota, Viridiplantae, Streptophyta, Magnoliopsida, Poales, Poaceae. The coding region runs from base 281 to 673 and encodes 130 amino acids. The transcript has 2 exons. The record is from RefSeq and is a predicted model, not a curated record.